GUUUCCGGGCGGUCCGCGCGGUUGGAACGUGUUAGGGCCGAGGUUCCCAGGACUUGGAAGAGGACGGGCGUGAGCAACCAUGGCCGGGCAGUGCUUCCCGGUACCCCGGCUCGAGGGCGUUUCGCAGGAGCAGUUCAUGGAGCACCUCUAUCCGCAGAGAAAACCUCUAGUGUUGGAAGGAAUUGAUGUGGGGACAUGUACAAGCAAAUGGACGGUGGAUUACCUAAGCCAAAUUGGAGGGAGGAAAGAGGUGAAGAUUCAUGUUGCUGCAGUUGCCCAGAUGGACUUCAUUAGUAAGAACUUUGUGUAUAGAACUUUACCUUUUGGCAAGUUGGUUCAGAGGGCCUCUGAAGAAAAGCAUAAGGAAUUCUUUAUUUCAGAGGAUGAGAAGUACUACCUACGAUCACUUGGAGAAGACCCUAGAAAGGAUGUUGCAGAUAUCAGAAAGCAGUUUCCUUUAUUGGAAGGAGAUAUUAAGUUUCCAAAAUUCUUCAAAGAAGAGCAGUUCUUUUCCAGUGUUUUUCGAAUUAGCUCACCAGGGUUACAACUUUGGACCCACUAUGAUGUAAUGGAUAACUUCUUAAUACAAGUGACAGGAAAAAAGCGUGUUGUACUAUUCAGUCCUCGAGAUGCCCAAUAUUUAUAUUUAUCAGGUACUAAAUCAGAAGUACUGAAUGUAGAUAACCCAGACUUAGCUAAAUAUCCACUGUUUUCCAAGGCUAGACGGUAUGAAUGUUCCCUUAAAGCUGGAGAUGUAUUAUUCAUUCCUGCUUUAUGGUUCCAUAAUGUAGUAUCUGAAGAGUUUGGAGUGGGAGUGAAUGUCUUUUGGAAGCAUCUUCCAUCUGAAUGCUAUGAUAAAACGGAUACCUAUGGAAACAAAGAUCCUACAGCAGCAUCAAGAGCUGCACAAAUUUUGGACAGAGCCUUAAAAACCCUGGCUGAAUUACCAGAGGAAUACAGGGACUUCUAUGCACGGCGAAUGGUCUUGCACAUUCAAGACAAAGCCUAUAGCAAAAACUUUGAAUAAAUAUUGAAGUGAAUGCAGUGAGCAUAAACUUUUAAAUACAGUUCAACUCAAAUAUUGGAAAAGUAUAACAAGAUGUAAAUUAUUUUUUUAAAGAUUUAUCCUUUGUUAAAAUAGGAAAGAUAAAUCAAUCUCAGAUUUACAGAUUAAAUAAGUAUGAAGGCAUGUUUGUGUGGUUUCUACUUAAUACAGAUUGUUAUGGUUGAAAAAGUGCUGCAGUGGGACAGCUCUUUAGCUUUCAGGUGCAAAUAACUAAAAAUCCAACUUAAAAUGACCUAAACAAUAAGAAAAUGUAUUGAAUCAUUAUACAUGAAGUCUACUGAUAGAAAGGGCUUCAGUAUUUCCAUUCCAGUGAUUCAGAAGUGUCACCAGGAACCUUUGGGGGUUUUUUCUCCCGUUUUCAACUGCAGCGUUGGCAUCAUCCUAGUGCUGGCUACCCUCGUGGUCAUGGGAUGGUUGCCAAUAGCAGUUGGGGCUGUGUGCAUGUUCAUUUACAUGAAGUGGAGGAAUCAGGGAGGAUUCCAGGGGCCCUCUCUUAACAUGCAAAAGCUUUCCCAGAAUUUGCCGCCAGAUGCUUGGGUCUCAUUGAUCUAAAGUGGCUUAGACCUGUCCAUCCCUGAGCCAGUCACUAGUAAAGGAUAUGGAAUAACUCUUAGGUCAGUUGGGGCUACUGGAGCUGGAAGUAGAAUCCACUGCCCCUGAGACACAUGAGGUAUAUAUAUGGGGGCAGAAUGGAUAAUUUUUAGAAUCAGAAUCCAGAUAAGGAAAAAACAUGGGCAACGAACAAUAUGUACUACAUUAAUCUUUUGAGCUUUUUAUAACAUACAGAUGCCUAGGCCCCAUCUUUGUAGACUCUGAUUCAGUAUUUUGGGGGUUUGGCAUAGGUAUCUAUUUAAUAGAACUCAUAGAUUGUUUUGAUGCAUAAUUAGGAUUGAGAACAACUGGAUUAGAUGAUAGUGAUUUGGACUAUUAGUUUUGUGAUUUGUCCAAAGCAAAUGUUUAAUCUGAUCCUGGUUUUCUUGGUACCCAGUAAAAGGCCUGCCCUUUUCAGUUUUUGAAUGUCAGAAAAUAUUCAAAUCAGUUUUAAUUUAUACCUAUGGCUAAACUUUAA
This is a messenger RNA of Balaenoptera musculus (blue whale), 2135 nucleotides long. It is a transcript of the gene TYW5, whose product is annotated as tRNA-yW synthesizing protein 5. Gene Ontology annotation, molecular function: tRNA binding; 2-oxoglutarate-dependent dioxygenase activity. Gene Ontology annotation, biological process: wybutosine biosynthetic process. The coding region runs from base 80 to 1027 and encodes 315 amino acids. The record is from RefSeq and is a predicted model, not a curated record. Lineage: Eukaryota; Metazoa; Chordata; Mammalia; Artiodactyla; Balaenopteridae. The transcript has 8 exons.